AAUUCCAGUUAAAUGAGUUCGAUAUAAAAACAACGUAAAUUAUGAAACACAGUUCAAACAGUCCAAGUCGCUGUUUUACUGGGGAAUAGUGUGGUUGAGAGCAAACUGAUCUUCAACCAUAAGAAAUAUAAGAGGUGGUCCACAUUAUCAGGCAUAAACGGGAACCAGCGCAAAUCGAUAAAGAUGUCAGUAAAAUACACCGUUUUUAUGUCCAUUAUGGUUUCAUUACUCAGCGCUGCCUCGAUAGCGUUACCCGUGCUGGAGUCAUCAAGAGAUGUAGAUAACUCAACGUUACAGGAAAUAAUGGCCAGUGUUAAUGAUACCCCGAAAAACCUCUAUGUUGUAAAGGCUGUUGUCUAUGAAAUAGGCAUAUUAACGGAAGUCGAUGACAACGAAACCAGUUUUGAAAGUCAAGAACGUGUGGAUUUGACUUUCUACGACACCCACUCCAAUCAGAGCCAUAUCAACCUUGGUAACGUACCCCUACCGAUUCAAACGAACAUUUCCGGACAAGUACUUACGGGUAUUGCUCCCGUCAAUAUUGGUGCAUUCAGCAGUCCCACCGAACUUUUGGAAACUUUGCCAUUAACCGGAACUAUUGUUAAUAUAACGCACAGCAACACAGCUUAUUACCAACUCAGCAAGUCAAAUGCUAGUAACUCGCUAAAACCUCAUGUAACGGGCGUUGACGAUUUGACAAAUGUGUCCGACCUUUUCCCCGUCGUGAGCGAGGGGCCAUUGCAAUAUCCUGUUGCUGUUAGUGAUAAAGCAAAUUAUGUGGAAAGUUAAAAAUAAUUUAGGCUUAUUUUCCGUUAGGCCGUUGUAUAAACUGUAUAUAAAAAUGUACAUAAAUAUUUAUUUUAAGUGAAUACAUCGCAUCGUAUCGUUUUACAUGUUAA
Molecule: messenger RNA, 899 nt
Organism: Zeugodacus cucurbitae (melon fly)
Lineage: Eukaryota; Metazoa; Arthropoda; Insecta; Diptera; Tephritidae
Exons: 3
Coding region: 184-789 (201 amino acids)
Source: RefSeq, a predicted model, not a curated record